AUGGCCACCAGACGUGCUCGUCUUGAAGAUGACCUCUCCUGUCCAAUUUGUGGACAUAUUCUUAGUCAGCCUGUGGUGCUCACCUGCCGGCAUAGAUUCUGUAAAUCCUGCCUGAAUGACAGCUGGGAGGCACAAGGCAGUGGGGAUUCACACUUCUGUCCUCUGUGCUGGCGCCGCUCCUCCAUGGAUCAAAUAGUGGUGAACACCGUGCUGGAGAAGUCCUGCGAAUCCUUCAAGAAGGACAGAAGCAAGAAUGACCCAGAGGCUUGUAAGGAACAUGGGGAGAAGCUCACAUUGUUCUGUGUGGGGGAUCUGGAGCCGAUCUGCGAAGUGUGUGGGAAAGCAGCCGCACACAAAGGGCACAAGAUCUACCCUAUUGGGGAAGGUGCCCUAGACUGUAAGGUAGGCCAGUUAAAGUUACAGGGUUCAUUUCAAAAGUAUUUGUCACAAUGUUGCAGGUGCUGACUUUACGCGCGUCUGAUAAGAACGGUGUUAACGAAGAUAAAUGGGUUUCAAAAUAACUCACAACUGUUUAUUUUACUAAUCAAAGAGACUGCCAUUCAUACCAGUGUUACAUGAAGUCUUCUCUAAGGCUGUGGUGUGUUUUUUUUCUCUUUUUUUAACCAAUUUUGACUUCGAUAUCUCUUCUCCUUUUUUGCCUCUCUAAGUCUGAUAUUCUGAUAUGUGUGAAGGUUUGGCAGAGUUCAUUAACAUUCUAUUAAUAGAUUUAUAUUUUUGGUUGGCUGUUGCCAUUGGAGUCCCAAGAGGACUGAAACUUGACACCCUGAGUUUCUGUGAUGAUCAUCUACUCUCACCUUUUUCAACCUUGAGUGGCAAAAUGAUGAGAAUCUGUUGGUUUCCAUAUUGGGUCUCAUGUCUUGAUUCUCAUUUGAAUGUAGCUUAAUAUGUCACCUGUGUCUGUGGUCUUUCUAUAGGUUUGUCCCUUUAAUCCAAUGCUGAUGGGAAUACUGCUAUGCAUGGGUGUGUGGCAGCUGAAGGCCCCGCUUUGUACUGCAAGCUUGGCCACCUGCCAGACUGACUUUGUUUUCAAGUGUUAAUGCCCUGUUACUGGCUUUAUAGGAGGAACUGAGGAGUGCACUGCUGCCUUUCAAAGAGAAGCUGCAGCUGUAUAAGAAGGCGAAAAUCGCAUGUGAGGAAAUGGCGGAACAUGUCAAGGUAGGGUCAGUUCACACAUGACUUUGACCAAAGUGUGGAAGUCUUGUGUACUCACCAUUCAGCUUUCUCUUUCAGAACCAGGCUGAACAUACUGAAAUGCAGAUCAAAGAGGAAUUCGAGGCCCUUCACCAUUUCCUGAAAGAGCAGGAGGAAGCAAGACUGUCUGCUUUAAGAGCCGAAGAAGAGGAGAAGAAUCUGAUGAUCAAUGAGAGGAUUGAGGAGAUGACCAAUGAAAUGGCGUCCAUCUCCAACAUCAUCCGUGUGGUGGAACAGGAGAUGCACUCUCAAGAUAUCCCGUUUCUCAAGGUAGAAAAGACAACUCAAAUACUUGAUCUUGAUUAAACAGCAAUGUAGUCUUUUAAGCAUCACUCACUAAUGUUAUUUUCCCCUUUUUUCAGAACUAUAAGGAAACAAUUAGGAGGUAAGUGCGAAGUCCACACCCGAAUACAUUUGAGGUUAAGCAAAAAACAGCUCCACAUACACAGAUCAAAACAACUAAAUUUGAUUUCAGAACCUGGAGAACUUCCCUCGAUCCACAAAUGAUCUCUAAUGCCCUGCUCGAUGUGGCAAAACACUUGGGCUCUCUGAAACAUAAAGUGUGGGAGAAGAUGAAGAGCAUAAUAAAAUAUCGUGAGUGCUUUAAAAUCUAACUGUCUUACGGUGAAGCUCUUUCCUUCCUACAUUAGCAACCUUUAUUUUUCCUCCCUCAGACCCUGUGAUCCUGGAUCCAAACACGGCAGCGAGCUGCUUCAUCAUUUCAGAGGAUCUCACGGUGGUGCAGAACACUAUCCAGUUAUUCAAGCUGCCAGACAACCCAGAGCGAUUUGACAUCAGUGCUGAGCUGCUGGCUGCGGAGGGCUACUCUUUUGGACGCCACUCCUGGGAUGUAGAGGUGGGGGAAAACACUUACUGGGUGGUGGGAAUAGCCAGUGAGUCCAUCAACAGGAAGGGGAAGCAUAUUCUGACCCCAGCAGAGGGGUUCUGGACUAUAAGGUUUCGUAAUGGAGAGCACAAGGCCUGCACUGCACCAUGGGAGCCUCUGAACAUGACCAAGAAGCCUGAUACUAUAAGAAUAAUUUUAGAUAUGGACAGAGGCAAGGUGACCUUCUACGACCCUGAUGUGAGAAAACCCCUGUACACCUUCACAGGUAUAGUCACACCUAAAGCCUUUCCUUAUUUCUGCACUGCCUGCAAAGAUUAUCCACUCAAAGUCCGCCCUACAAGGAUAUUUUUAUCAAUGGACAACUAAUUCAUUAUGGAGAAAUACUGCAAUAUUUAAAUUAUGCUGCUUAAAAUAGAAAAAAAAUUGAGAACUGAAGGGCUGGUUGUGCUUAAGAGGUUUGACUGUGAUUUAAAG
Xyrichtys novacula (pearly razorfish) is the source of this 2533-nucleotide messenger RNA. The record is from the annotation of a GenBank genome assembly. Lineage: Eukaryota; Metazoa; Chordata; Actinopteri; Labriformes; Labridae.